AUGACAGACACAAACAUUGAUGAGUUUAGAAUAGGUGGCGAUAUGAAAGAAGGAGAGGGAGUUUUAGAGAGAUCUUCAGUAGCGAACCACGAUGAGGGAAGUUUUGUGAAUAAAGAGGAACACUUGGGAUCAAAUGGUGAUUAUGGUUGUGACAGUAGCCGCGGUGGCGGUAAUAGCCCUAAGGAGGGAACGGCAAAUAGUAGCCGAGUUACUAAGAAAUCUUCCAAGAAGAAGAAAAAUACAUGCUAUUUUUCAAAGUGUAAUAAUCCAGCUUCAAAGUUUAUAGGUGACUGCAACUUUUGCAAAGGUCAUUACUGUUCAAAGCAUAGACUGAUGGAAAAUCAUGCUUGUGAAGGGCUAACAUCCUGCAAGGAGGACAUGCAUAAAAGAAAUGCUGAUAAAUUGGCGGCGGAACAAACAAGGGUUCCAAAGAUUCAAAUUUAA
Molecule: messenger RNA, 444 nt
Organism: Zygotorulaspora mrakii
Lineage: Eukaryota; Fungi; Ascomycota; Saccharomycetes; Saccharomycetales; Saccharomycetaceae
Gene: TMC1
Product: Tmc1p
Exons: 1
Coding region: 1-444 (147 amino acids)
Molecular function (GO): zinc ion binding
Source: RefSeq, a predicted model, not a curated record